Zingiber officinale is the source of this 1589-nucleotide messenger RNA. RefSeq names its product UDP-D-apiose/UDP-D-xylose synthase 2-like. Gene Ontology annotation, molecular function: carboxy-lyase activity. The transcript has 9 exons. NCBI's taxonomy places the organism in Eukaryota, Viridiplantae, Streptophyta, Magnoliopsida, Zingiberales, Zingiberaceae. The record is from RefSeq and is a predicted model, not a curated record. Bases 218 to 1411 code for a protein of 397 amino acids.
CUCUCCUUUGGCUCAGCACCAAAACAUCCUCCGCUCCGCUUGCUCCAAAUCCGUCGCUCUGCUCCUCCUCCUCCUCCUCCUCCUACACCGCCCAAAUCCCAAUCGCAUCGGCAGCGGAAACCUAGGCGACAAACAAGUGCCACAUACUGUAUUCCCUCUUUGACCUUUUUCUCUUCGUCUACGGUACGAUUUUCUUUGUAAACCAAGGGAUUCGGAGAUGGCAGCGGUUGCUAGGCUGGAUCUCGACGGAAGCCCCAUCGCGCCCAUGACCAUCUGCAUGAUCGGGGCCGGUGGGUUCAUCGGAUCCCACCUCUGCGAGAAGCUGAUGGCGGAGACCCCGCACACGGUGCUGGCCGUCGACGUCUACAAUGACAAGAUCAAGCACCUGCUCGACCCGCCAGCCUACGCAGAGGGGCAGCAGGCCCGCCACCCAUGGGAUGGCCGGAUCCAGUUCCACCGCCUCAACAUCAAGCACGAUUCCAGGCUCGAGGGGCUCAUCAAGAUGUCCGACCUGACGAUCAACUUGGCGGCGAUUUGCACGCCAGCGGAUUACAACACCCGACCUUUAGACACCAUCUACAGCAAUUUCAUUGAUGCUCUCCCCGUUGCCAGGUACUGCUCAGAGAACAGCAAGCGUCUUAUUCAUUUUUCCACCUGUGAAGUGUAUGGAAAAACAAUUGGAAGUUUCCUGCCAAAGGAUCACCCCCUUAGAAAGGACCCAGAAUUCUAUGUACUUAAAGAAGAUGCCUCCCCUUGCAUUUUUGGUCCUAUCGAGAAGCAAAGGUGGUCAUAUGCAUGUGCAAAGCAACUUAUUGAGAGACUAAUAUAUGCUGAGGGUGCGGAAAAUGGUCUUGAGUUCACUAUUGUGAGGCCUUUUAAUUGGAUUGGACCGAGGAUGGACUUUAUUCCCGGAAUAGAUGGUCCUAGUGAGGGUGUUCCUAGGGUUUUGGCAUGUUUUAGCAAUAAUCUUCUACGUCAUGAGCCGCUGAAACUUGUUGAUGGUGGACAGUCCCAACGAACAUUUGUCUAUAUUAAAGAUGCGAUAGAGGCUGUUCUGCUUAUGAUUGAAAAUCCUGCUCGUGCUAAUGGUCAUAUCUUUAAUGUGGGAAAUCCUAACAAUGAAGUCACUGUAAAGCAACUUGCUGAGAUCAUGAUACAGGUGUAUUCAAAGGUGUCUGGGGAACCUCCUGCGGAGGUGCCUACCAUUGAUGUGAGUUCCAAAGAGUUCUACGGUGAAGGAUACGAUGACAGUGAUAAGCGAAUUCCUGACAUGACAAUUAUCAACAAACAGCUAGGCUGGAACCCAAAGACAUCCCUGUGGGACUUGCUAGAUUCAACACUGACCUAUCAACACAGGACGUAUGCAGAAGCCAUCAGGAGAGCAAUGGCAAAGUCAGUUGCAUCCAGCUAGAUGCCUGGAACCUGAUGGGUUUCUCAAACAGUCUAUUCUUAGUCCUUUUUAAGGUCGUAUACAUGUGAUGGGAUGCACUAUAUUCUUCGAUUAGCAUUCAUUUUUAUUUCUAAUGACUCAAAUGAGCAUUUAUUAAACAAAUUGAAACAAUCUAUUCUUAGUCCUUUUUAAGGUCGUA